AUGGCUCCUGGGACAACUUCAUCCAUGUUCCCAUCACUGCUGCUGCUGCUCUGUCUGAUGGCUAUAGUGAGGACAGGAAUAGCAUUCCCACAAAAUCCAGGAUGCCUAACUACCGAGGACAAGAAUUUUCCUCAGCAUGUGAAGGUCAACUUGAAUAUUCUUAACGGGAAUAAAAGUUCCAGAAGGCCCUUGGAUUACUACCGCCGAUCCACUUCACCGUGGAGCCUGCACCGGAAUGAGGACCCCGAGAGAUACCCUUCUGUGAUCUGGGAGGCCAAGUGCCUCCACUGGGGCUGUGUCAAUACUGAAGGGAAGGUAGACCACCACAUGAACUCCGUCCCCAUCCAGCAGGAGAUCUUGGUUCUGCGAAGGGAGUCUCGGCACUGUCCCCACUCCUUCCGGCUGGAGAAGAUGCUGGUGACUGUGGGCUGCACCUGUGUCACCCCCAUUGUUCGCCACGUGGUAUAAGAGUUUCCUGUCUAGCCCCAGCUCCCAGACCAGUUAGGCUUUCUGGGGAGUAGACCCAGCCCCAUUUCUGACCAAACUCAUGAGGGAAAUUUGCCGAAAGAGCAAAACUUAAACUAGUUCAUCCAUUGAAGUUUCAGAGGUAACACUUUUGUCCAGAGAUAGAAUCUGAACAAUCAUUCCCUCUCCCUAAAGAUGGGAGUUUUGACUAAAAAUUUACUUUUUGUUUGCUUUUCU
Molecule: messenger RNA, 702 nt
Organism: Neofelis nebulosa (Clouded leopard)
Lineage: Eukaryota; Metazoa; Chordata; Mammalia; Carnivora; Felidae
Gene: IL17A
Product: interleukin 17A
Exons: 3
Coding region: 1-468 (155 amino acids)
Biological process (GO): inflammatory response
Cellular component (GO): extracellular region
Molecular function (GO): cytokine activity
Source: RefSeq, a predicted model, not a curated record